Messenger RNA from Notodromas monacha, 17515 nucleotides. The record is from the annotation of a GenBank genome assembly. Lineage: Eukaryota; Metazoa; Arthropoda; Ostracoda; Podocopida; Cyprididae.
GCAGAUUCCGUGAUACUUCUGCGAUGUAAUUUUGUGUAGGACAUUGUCUGAAGAUGGUUUCCUUCUCGUGGAUGGGAACGAAGUUUAAAUUAAAAUUGUAGUAUUCGAGAUUAGUUUGUUGUAUCGAGGAGACCAUGACCAUGGAUUCAAGUGGAACCGCCUCGUGGAACAUGACGGGGGAUACACUGAAGGAUCUCACUACGAACAGCCAGUUUCCCCUGUUGCUGGUGGCAAUACUCCUUGCCAUAUUUUGGUGCACGUACAUCGCAUUUUAUAACUCCCGUGUUAUUGGAUCUAUUCUCACUUACGGUCUGAAGCGGUUUUUUGGCUCAGGGGCCGAAUUAGUAAUAGGUUCGAUAUCUUUGUCGAUCUUGUCCGGAAAACUGAUCUUUCGAAACGUGGUCUAUAUAACGCCUGAUUUCACCGUUCGAGUCCAAGAUGGCGGUUUCAAAUUUCGAUGGUGGAAACCGUAUAAGCCGAAAGCCAUUAAUGAAGAUAUGUCCCGUGAGGAUUGUCGACUAUUCAUUGAGAUAAACGGCUUGGAGCUGCACAUCUACAAUCGCUCCGUAUUGUACGGUCGCCUCGAGUCACUGUUCGGACUUGAGCCGAUGCUCAUCCCGUCGCCAAAAAUUGGCAUGUGGAAAUCCCUUUGGAGACGACUUACGAUAUGGGAGCGACGGAAUCAAAGUCUGUUGCGAGACAAAAUGGAUACACCUCAGUCCGAUCGUGAAUCGGACAAUGUUCAAGAUUCAACGAGUCAUGAACUUUCAGCGUUUUCGUGGACAAGAUGGAGAGAUUUUUUUCCUGUGGUUAAAAUUGACUUGCAUUCGAGUCGAUUUGUGUUCGGAAAUCACUUGCUACCGACUGCUCUGUCUUUCUGUGUUGACGAAGCAAAAUGUGUCUACACCAGCCGACCUGCUCAAUCUCCGUAUGAUCUCUAUAUGCACUCAGUCAAAGCGAACAUUGAAACUUUUAAGAUGAUGUUCUCUCCCAGUCCGAAGUAUGUCGGAGAAAUCGACGAGCCGCCGCGUUACAUGGGAGAAGGAUUUCUAAUUUUUUCGUCUAAUUCAGUGGAAGCCUAUUAUUAUCAGGAUGAGCCCAAUUUUUCGAUGAGCUCUCGGAACGAUUCUAUCGCAAGUCACGAAGAGAUCCCAUUGAAUUCCGAUUCCUCUUCGCCUCCUGUCUGGGGACUUGAUCUGAAGUGUGGAAAAAACACGGAUAUUAGUUAUGGAACGUGGGCUGAAAGACAGCGGGACUUGUGGAUGAAAUUUUUCUUCCCGUGGGAUUACGAGCAAAUGCAGCCGACGAAAGAAGGUUAUAACUACAGCGCGCAUUUCAAGAGACCUCCUCAAAAAUCCAACAGUCGAGACACUGAUUCUGAGGCUGCCGCGACUAGUGUGACGCUACCUGGAAGCAUGAAACGACAGCCGCAUACAUUUGACUUGAAGAUCUCCCUGCUGGAACAGUCGUCUAUUGAUAUUCUUUUUUCAAAACAAAGUGAAACCCAGGCAGUCCACAUGCGCGUGUAUCCUGGGUCAUACCUGGAUAUUACGAUACCCUUGUUGGUUGAUUGUACGGGAUAUACAACUGUCAUCAAUGGACAGUUUUUGAUAUUGGAAACCACCACCGGCCUCGCGUAUCGAUCUCUCCUGAACUGUGAGACAUUAGAGUACACUGUCAAAAUUCACCAUCCCUUGGAGUGGAACGAUCAUCAGGAUUGCACUUUAGAUGUUACUGUUUGCAAAGGAACGGCUCAUUUUACUUAUGUUCAUAAAACCUUCAUUCAAGAGAUGAUCGACGACUGGUCUUCCAAAAGCCGACCGGAUAUUCUUAGUUUUAUACCUUACACUUGGACGGUGUCAAUUGGAUUGAAACAGUUCGAAGUUGUGCUUCCGGUGAAUCAGUAUAAUUGGCUUGAUUGUACGUCAAAACAAGGCGAGAAUGAUGAGCUUUGCGUGUGCGGGGAUGUUUUGGAUGUUUCGAUUGUAUUACCAUUUUCGGACUACUUGCCGGAAACUGUCCCAGUGAAUGUUUCAAUUCAUGGCGAGGUGCUCAUCUUGGGGAUGCGUGUUCCUCCGGCGUAUACAAGUCAUGCCGUAUUGAUGGCGCUUCAGAAGGACGCGAAAAUCUUGCGACGUGACGGUCGCACGGCAGUGGUUCCUGAAGACGAAAGACAUCGUUGGAGGAAUGUUUGCACUGUCGAAGAUGGUUGGAUUGAUUGUGUGUGGGUGCCCAUGGCUGGUUGCAAGAUUGAGUUUGUGUACCACCCGAUGCCGCCUAUUGAGAGUUUGCGUUCCGUUGAAAAUUAUCACUGGGGCUUGGGAUCCCGAGCUUCGCCAGGAUUGAAUUUGCGGAAGAAAAGGAAUCAGAGCGGAAAGAAAGCGCAGACAACGCCAGAGCAAGAGGAAGAAAUUCUUUUACCGAUUCGGGCCCCUUCAACGAAACGUAUUUUAUGGGAAUUUGACAGUAAGGACACCGAGGCUUCGAAAUCAUUUCGACCCGAGAUGCUUCCGCCGGACAGAAUUCAUGUCUUAUUGGAAUUCGGUGCGACUACUUUCUACUUGUACGGAACGGUUUUCCGGUUACUGUGGUUUUUUAAGGACGAUUUUCUUGGGGAAUAUCAAACGUUCCAUGACAUGGAAACUGGAUGGGAGGAAUUUUUGAGUCAUGGAGACGAACCUCCGACGCCUGAAGAUUCUCCAAAUCUAUUUAGAAAGCGAUUGGGCCAUUUUUCCGCCGAGUCGAGAAAGCGAACCGACGCGAAACCUGCGGACAGUAGCAGCGGCAAUUCCGCUGACUUGUCGAGUGAUUUUGAUCCCCGACAUUAUCGACCGCUGAAAGUCACAGUCAGCUUCAUUAUGCACGACAUACAAGGGACGCUAAUGUCGCACUCCUGUCCGAGUGACGACUCAACUUUUUGUCCGGUUUUGAGCAUGGAACAGCUGGUGGUGGAAGUUCACAAGAGCUUCCAUGAAACCAAGUUACAAGUCAAUUGCUCGCCGAUUUCCUUGAAAGUUUGGGACAGUAACCAACGGACGUCCAGUCAUGAGCAUCUCUCAAGUGGCAAUGCACUUCUGACUUCCUUCCAGUUUCGAGGGCACGCUAUGUUCUCUGACGAAGACCGAAAGCUUGGCGAUGAAACAAUUGAGUAUGCGUGGUUGACGGAGGUGCAAUUUGGACAUCUAAUGUGUCGUUUGACGUUGCCUCAGGUGUACCAGAUUGUAACCUCACUGAAUACGUUCGCUCUGUUGAUACUGGAUGCUGGAAAUGGUUUGAAACAGCCGCCUAGGCCAGUUUAUUGUCUGCAUGGAGUCCUGAGAGACGACUGUCCAGAUCGUAUGAUUUGCUCUACACCAGGAGACCCUAGCCCGGACGGAACCUCGGCGAUUGAAGCACAUUGUCUUGAGAAAACAGUGAUCUCAUUAUGUCCUACGUCAGAGGAUAUAAAGUAUUGCAUGGUGCGCGUGAUAUUCGACUCCAUUGACUUGGUUUUCGUCGAGGAAGCAACAGCUUUACAGCUAGAGGUUUAUCCUGUUCGCAUGGCUACCUGUAACGCCCACGGAGAAACUGUCAGAUCCGGGUUGAGUUUACUCGUUGAAAACAUUGCGAUUCAUCAGUACAUGGCCCCGUUGACUCGAAAAAAAGCUGCCAGAAUCGAAAGAAUGACCUGUGAACAAGGGACAAAUCCCGGAGCUGAAUCUCACGCUGACAGUUCUGCUGUCUGGCUUGAGGUCGGAUCGUUGGUGUUCGGACCACUCCAGUUGGAUGCGGCUCUAAGCCCGCACACUUCCUCCUUUUCAGGAAAGGACUUGAGAGCGUUACAGCAAGGCUUCUUGAAGAAAUACGAUGACCGAAGUAAAAGGCUGUGGUUUUUAUGGGUGAACGAUAGCGAACCCUCGACUAGCAAACAAAGUGAUUGCUUGGGUAGAUGUGGCUGUGUUGGUGGUUGCGCAUUUUUUGGAAAGAAUUUGAACGGGAAAACAUUUUUCAAGCCAUCUGCGCAAGAUUUUCAAGACGGGUACAAUGUUGCUCAAUACAGGGUAUUUCGGUCGCCGGAAGAAAAUAUUUAUGGUUUUGGCCAGAGCCUUUUAAAUCCCUCGCGAUUGGUCUUUGAACCAAGCCGUAUCGUCGCAUCUGGGGAUGAUUGUCGUCAUGAAUGCAAUGAUGAUUCGAACGCUGACGGUCCCCACUCGUCGUCGUCCAGCACGUCUACGGUGUUUUCGCAAUAUGGAGAACUCGCUGGCGUCUGCGAAGCUGGAUUAGGGCAUUCAUUAAGCGGUGUAUCAGUCACCGGUUCUCAUGGAGCUGAGGAAUCCUGUUUUAAUCAGGCGAAAUUUUCUCCGACUGACGUUCGGCGCAGUGUUACUCACGGCAGAACAGCGGCCAGCUCAAAAAGUUUCCAUCGACAAGUUUCUGCUGGUUCCGAAGUGAAGGUGAAGGCCGAAACGAUCGGCGAGGAAGGAGAAAUGAAAGACGCAGAAGAUGAAGAUCCUCGCCUGAACGGAAAGAAAAUCUACGGUCAAAUACCUAGCGCAAGCUCUAUUGGUAGUUCCGAUUCUUAUUUCUCUGUGCGAGAAGAGCCAUCUCAAGCGUCUAAAAUUCGACGAGGGUUUGGUUCUGGAAGAAGUUCUUUCAAAGAUUCCUCCUCUGGGACGCCAGUUGAAUACCGAACCGCUAGUGAAAGCAGUUUCAAAGAUCCUGUGAGCAGCGCAUCGGACAGAUAUUUUUCUGAUGAAGAGCCCACGAUUUCUGGCAAAGCACUGUCAGUUGAUGACAUAGCCCUAGCGUCACCUCGUGAAACAGGAAUGCAGUAUCUUGGAACGGAUCGCGCUUCGGAAGUGGCACAAGGCACUGGGAAAUUCUCAGUUCAUUCGUUGGCUGCGUCUCGAACAAAUUCCAGCACGUCUUUCUUAUCUGCCAAUUCAACCCUUUACAACUAUGACGAUGAUUAUGGAAAUAAUGAAUUUCCAGAUCAAAGUUUUGUCAAUUUGGUGGACUUGCACGCGCAAGUGAAGAAGCACGUUUCCGAAUCCCCGCUACUUAUGUCUGGCUACAUGUCUCAUUUGGUUCAAGUAAAAGGAAAAAGAUGGAAGAGCUGUCUUCCAACGCAAAUGGGCGGGUCGGAUCAUGUAUUUCUGAUUUCAUCGUUGCAAGAAGGUCAUUUACCUCCUCGUUCGCAAUAUUUCCCCGAAUUUUUACCAAUGUCGAUGGGCUUCACGGGGAUCAGGAUAGUGCAGUUACCAACCGCGAAGAAAAUCUCAACAUGCGCUGUGGCACCUAGUGCUCGCGACAAUUUUCGCCAAUCGAAUUCCUUUCCAUUCCCACCGGUGACGAAAGAAGAAAGCGUCUCGUCUGGAUCUGUGACCCCGACUCAUUUGCACUCGCAUCAGUUCAGGGACUUCGACAGAAGAUCUGAGUGGGAUUGCGACUUUUUUGCAUGGAGGGACCAGGCGAGUAAGAAAUCACAUGGAAAACAACGUACCGAUGCAAAGAACUCUGAUACGGAUUCUGACGCGCAUACGGAUGUUGAGGGUGCGAAUGACGACGAUUGGUCUCCUACUUGGCGUCCUGGCGUCGAAAGCGAUUCCCAUGCUAUUUUUGAUGAAACUGUGACUGGCAGAACAACUUUGGUUUUCAAGGUCAAGUCGCCGUUGGACUUGUACUUCACCCCUUUGGCUGUCGAGUCGUUACAAAGGUUUACGGACUCAUUGACGGACACCCUUCGAAAUGCUCAUGCGAUGGUUAUCGUGGAUCUAAUGGAGUUGCUGUGCAGUAGUGAAGUGGAAAAAAGACACGUUCUCUUGCAAGAAGAGAAAAUCAACUUGUGGGCAGAGGCACAGUCGUCUGCGGCUUUUCAAGCUGCGAAGAAAAUCAACCGGUCAUCGAAGCAUAACUUGAAAAUGCGCGCAGGUAGCACUGUUUCUGCAGUACUAGCGGUAGGGGGCGGUGUUGGUAGCGCUGUUCUGAGCGGGGGUGACGUUCGCAGCCGACGAAAGGACAUGGGCGGGAACGGCCGCGGCAUGCUCACUGUUAUGGAGGAAACCCGGGGCAGCGAGCUUCAAGCUUUGGUGGUCAUACCAAAAAUCAAUAUAGCAGUAUUGCAAACCUCACUGGUUGAAUACGUGACCACAACCGCCGGUUUGGACCACUUCCAAGAUUUGCUUUGUGUGUCUGUUUUGGCACUGUCAAUGGAUAAGCUACGAUUUGAAUUUUACCAACGACAAGAGGAUAAGCUGACGUUGCAAGCCAUUCCAUCCUCGCAAGGAGCAGCGCCGAGUACUUCGGCUUUACCCGGUGACAAAUUCAGCAAUUUUCCGUGGUUUCGAACUAAGCAAAAGGUUGGCUCAUUGGACAAAAGAGGGUAUUUCGAACCUCUAAUGGUUGAAAACAUCGCAAAAUCUCGAGAAGAAGCUUUGGCCAUUUUCUCACUAAGCCGUAUUCAUACUCAAUUGCGUCGCUUGACCAACGACAGUUCUUUGCUUGAAGAAGCUGCCGUGUCUGCGGUUGAUCCGAGCAAGUCAAAAGUAAUGUUUACAUUCUCAGUGGACCCAUUGUAUCAGCUUCAGGUAUCGCAAUUGCGACGGCAAUUAAUGCGUCGGAAAGCAAGGAUCUUACCUCAUUCACAGUUUGAGAAUGGUCGAGACGUCGACGACAUGAUGGGAUUCAUCAUGUGUGAAGCGGGAUUGGACAAUAUUCAAGCCCGUCUGGUUUUUCAACGACGCGAAAUCUGUGAAAGCGAUGUCAACAAGAAGCAAAAGAUUAAGGAAAAGAAAUUUGAUGGGGUGAAAACCACCGUCGUCGACGAAGUAUGUCCUUCGGGUGGAUACAAUGCAGGAUCGCUUGGACGGGGAGUGGGAACACGUAGUGUAGCCAAGGAUAUAGACAAAGGCUCUGAGACGGAUGGGACGGAAACAUUGAAACCUUGCAUAGAAAUCGACGGCACCGGUUAUUCUCGCGCCGGAGAAAAGGAUCGACGUCGACGUGGUAGAAAACACGUUUCAAGUUCAGCGAAGCCGAACCAGAAGAUGCCGCCCAGCACUGGAGACACCAUUAAACGUCGGAAGCGACAAAAAUCAGGAUCUGGCCCACGAAGAUCUACCACCUGUGCAGUCGAUUUCGAGUCUGUUUGGUUCAAUUUCGCUGCCCCACCUACUUCUGGCGGAAUAUCGAAAAAAGUUGACUUCAGCAAGUUGGAUUGGAAUUUUCUAAGUACUGCAUCACCGGCUAUCAGUGCCUGGCAAGGCCCGAUUGACCGUUUUGUGAUUGUGUGGAGCGACUCUGUUUUGGCGUGGCAGCUCCGUCGAAAUUCGGUUGUGGCAUGUCUGAUGACUGGGGCGAUUGAUCCGGUUUAUCUUCGGAUGCCAGCUAAAAGCAAGCAUGGCUUGUUGUCCUUGAUUUCAAGGAAAAUUCAAGAAGACCCUGGUUGUCAAAUCUGCACAAUUCUGCGAAAAUAUUUCCUUGAGAUGCAAGAAUCCGAAACGAAGAAACUGGCCGAGAGUUUAGAUCCGAAGUUUCUUCCUCGUUUGGACACAUUGAAGAAAGGCAUUGUUGCCUUAACGAAGCAAUUGAAACACGGUCUGUAUGUGCCCAUGGUGUUGGAGAACAAUUUCAGGAACAAAGCGCGAUCGCGCGUGAAUUUCGUCCAGAAAGCAGAGGUAGUUGGUGUCAACAAGCCGUUGAGCAACGAGAUGGAUUCCAUUUCGGGAUUUCCGUCUGGUGUUCCGUUUUCGCCGGGGGAUAAAUCGCUCGAUUCCCUGGGCGGCGCCGAUGAUUUAACUGAUGACAACACUCGCCUGCUUUCUGGUGAUGCAUCAUGGCGGAAGGUUGCGUCAGAAAAGCAGUCAACUCCUCUUGAUUCAACUGCCAAGGAAAUUGAAGGAUCAGCAAUGAUGAGGGAUGAAUCGACUCACUUCAGCCCAAGAUUUUCAAGAGGCACCGUAACAGGGGGACAGUACGGAAGGUUGAGCAUCGGGUCACAGUCGUUGGUGGAUACAUCAUCUAUCAAGAGCUUGGAAGGGGGUUCACAGCAAGUUUCUCGGGACGAGAAUGCCCCGCGUGGUUCAAGUGGAGUCGAGGAUGUUCUGAAGAAUCCUGAUAAGUUUUACUGGAAAUUCGCGCAAGAGCAACAAGUUAAUCAAGUGCCAGCGACUCCUGUAUCCCCAGUACUCGAUCAGAGUGGAGGUUGGAAUACGCUGACGUCUAAUCAAAGCACAAAUUGUCAUAGCGAAGACGAAGACUCCCCCCUUGCUGCUAUGAUGCCCGCUGGAGCCAUUGCUGCGGUUGAUGUUCAUUCUGUGUUCAAGUUUUUCUUGAGCUGUCUUGGAAUAGCGCCUCAGCAAAUUGGAGCGGAUGUGACUGAACGAGCAAUCGCAGGACCGUGCUCGGUGGUUUCUGUAUCCUGCAAAGUUGAGCAGAUCCGUGUGCAUAUUGCCGAACCAGGCUCCUCUUUUUUGUCUGCAGGACUUUCUGGUGACCACAACACUCGCGUAAACUUUUCGAUUGACAUGGCGGAUGAGCUACCAGCGUUCGUUUGUGAAGGCCUGAGCUUGCAAGUUGAUGGGGAGAAAAUACAAAAUAGUCUCGGCCAGGCUGCGAAACAAGGGAAAGGGCCUCGUGGUGUGCUGUAUCUUUCCCGACGCCAAUUGAAGAAUUCCACUUCAAAUGUGGCGAACUUGCAGAUCGACAUCAAGGGCAUCAAUCAGAAGGUGAAUCUUCCGCUUCUAAGACUGGUGCAACAUAUUGCGAACAUGUGUCAGAAUGCGGCAUUACUCCAGAAGGAUUUGAAGGAAGCGCGGGAAAAGUCUGUACCUCACAGACUGGGACACCAGAAAAAUUCUUCCUCAGAAUCUGGUUUCUUACAUCUGCAUUUAGACUUGGAAGCGGAAGCAGGUGGUAAAGAAUCGCAAGCCAAAGAGACCUCUGGAGUUCCAUUCGGCGACACAAUCGAUUCGACCAUUGUUUCUGCUUGGCGGGAAGAAGUUGAGCACGUGGAUUCCGCAUCAUUUGGGGCUGCGAGCGCGACGUCUUUACCUGGAAAACUCAAAGUUGGCAUUUCUAAGCCAUGUAGUGGAAAAGACAAAGGUUAUGAGAAGCUCGGCGAUGUCGUGGAAUGCUGCGACAGCCCGAAAACUGUGCGCAUUAAUGCUCAAAAGGGGGAGUGGGUUGAACCAAUACCGAACAUUCCGGAGUGUUGGAAAUCGCUGUAUCAUCUCAUAAAUUUGUACGCCAUCACGCCUGAAACGAAGACGGUGUCCGCAACAAAAGCUGUUCUUGAAGCACCUGUGAGAUCAAGCUUCAUCCAAGACACAGCACAAGGAGACGUAGAAGUUGGUAACGCUGAUGCGUCCUCCAUUGAUGUUCCACAAGUUAACACGAAGGCGUCGAAAAAACAUGGCCACCGUCGGACAGGAUCGCGAUCCAGGUUUUUACGGAGCGUGCAUGUUACGGGGGAUAAAGAACCCGAAGUCACGAAAGUUCCGCCGAGCACUGAUGUGAGGGACGGGGGUUUGAAGGACCACAUGGGAACGACGCAUUCUACUGUCAUUACCUCUGCUCCAGCCGAGAAGGUGCGAAUGCUGAUAUCUGGUGUAAUAAACAUAAAUCGGAUCGGCCUCACAGCUACAUUGAGUGGAUUGAAGCUGGAAGGUGAAAUUAGAGGCCUCAGCGGUUACUUUGCUCAUCGACGCGCUGCAGACCAAUCCCCUGCUGCUGGAAAGCGCACUGCCGAAACGGCUGGGUUCUUUUCUGACCAGCUUGCUUCAAAAUGGACACCUUCUGCCCUGGGUCCAUCUUAUGUCCACCACUUUUCGACCAUGACCAUUGCAAAUGCAUCGGUGAAGAAAACCUCAAUCGUCUUACUCGAAGGAGUGCCACCUAAAAUGAUGCAAGUCACUUCUCAAUCGACAAUCGUGAGGUUGGACGUUGGUCGAGUGGAUUCUAUGUAUUCCAACAAGAAUGAGUCCAGGGGUUGGAAGCAUUCUAGGAAAAGUCGUUUGACCAGUGGUCCCACUGUUGCCCUACAAACUCCGAUUGAAAAAAAUGUUUCCGAGUUGGUCGUAGCUUCUAUCGAAAUUGACAUACCUCAACAUCCUGUCGUGCUUCAUUCUAUGAUGGCGCGGAGCUCAAAGCACCUCACUCAGCUGACGAAUACCCUACAAGAAUUACGAGUGAAACGAACGACCUCAAGACUCUCUCGUGGAACAACUCAGGACGACUUCGAGCAGAGUUCUAGUGGGACGGCCCAUUUCUUCCAGCUCCCAGAUGCUGGUGGUGGUUCCAGCGGUGGUGGGGCGCCAUCUGGACAAGACGCCCUCGAUCAUGUGCUAGCGAGUCAUUCCGGUGUACAUGAAAUACUUGAUGCCACUCGACGCGAAACCAGUCGUGCUCCAGGAUUCCUACAGCCGUCGUUUGUUGUCAAUUUUUCCAUCUCUCUCGGGACUUUGAGGAUUCAAGCGAGUUUACUGCCGUCGCUUCAAGCUCAGUAUGUUAUGGACCAAGUGAAAAGUUCUGGAGUCAGUGGACCGAAGGCAAAAUUUUCUGUUGAACUGUCGAAGCAUUGUCUGUCGUUCAGCACGAAGCUGCAGGAUCCUGAAAGUACUAUUCCUCCAUCUGCGAGUAUUGCCCUCCCAAGAGUUGAAGUUUUAGCAAGGUAUAUUCAAGACGACGAUCAGAUCAACCCCUUGGAACGUUCCUUCGGAGAUGGGAUGCUUCUGUGUAAAGGGAACUACUUGAAUGCCGAAGUUCGAAUAGGAGCUUUAGUUCACAACCUCACAACCGAUGUUCUGAAUCAUCUCGUUUUCGUGCAAAAAGUUUUUAUGAAAGAAGUAAACGAAGUUUUGCAAAAAAUGACGUCUGGUAAUGCCUACAACGCCAAUAAUGGGGAGAAAAAGCGAAAUGUUCGAUUGAAGCAUAGUAAAGACCCUUUGAGCAAAGGAACUCAACCUUCCUCUGGAGUGAACGCAUUUUCGGACGACACGUCUUUGCUUUACCUAUUCGCGGUGAAGUUUGAUGGGAUACAAGUGACCGCAACAACUCCCACGAGCAGUGCUGUUCGUUUUCAAACUGGGAAAAUAGAAGUACAAAUCUCGAACCGCGUGGAGAACACCGGUUCUGUUCGUCUAUUUUAUCAUGCCCAGGUGCAUGUAAAUGUCGCCUUAGGACAGUUGAUUGGCCUUCCAGCGUCAAAUAUCUCCGAAGCAGAUUUUCAACAAUUCGCUUUUUUCAAAACUCAGAUCGUGCUGCGAAAUGCGUUUCAAGAAGAAUUGGGGCCCGAAUCUUGGCAAGACGUGGUUGGGAAAGAUGUGAUUUUGAUCAGCAUGGACAAACCGCGCAUUUUCAUUUUGCCUGUUGCUGUCGAUCGCGCCAUCAUGGUUUGGUUGAAUUAUCGCAAUGCAUAUGAAUACUGGACUGAGCAACGUGCAACGCUAAAGCGCGAAGUGCUUCUGGCAACGCAGCAGUUCAUGGAACGAGUUCCGAAUCUUGCUAGUCUGGCUGGUCAACAGGCGAGUUACCUGUUCUUGAAGCUCACUGUGAGGGAUAUUGGCAUUUGCCUUCCACUCAGCUCUGCUGGGCAGCGAAGUGGAACGACGCAGCCCGGUAGCAGUGCAUUGCCGGGGACAAGCACCCAGAUCGGAGCUGGUGGUCGAUCAUUGGACCUCAGUAGUGGUGCAGCUGUUAUGAUUUCUUUGGAAUCAACAAGCAUUUCUGCAUGCAGUUAUGGUGCCAUGGUCAGUAACGGCGCUUUCGAAAGUUUAUGUAUGCGUUUCGAGGAUGAGUUCGACAUUAGCGAGCCGGAAUGGAAACCCAACUGGAAUGACCCUGGCCUCAUGAACGUUUGCGUCGUAAACUCGGGUACCUACCAAGUUUGCUCACGAACCACAAGUGCUGAAAGUUGGGGGAAUCCCAAAUGGGUCUUGAACGUUUCUUGGCAAAUGGAUGGAGUGGAUAUUCAUUUGGACACAGACGUAGGCAAGCAGUUAUCCGCACUAGCAUAUACUUUGACGAGCUUGACCGAAGUUGCUGAUGAGGAUGGAUCCAUGGGUUUGCCAAUGGAAGAUCUAAAUGGUGACGCAUUGGGACCAGCCAACAUGCCACAGUCCACAUCUGACGACCCUAAACUAGACGAGAGGGAGCGCUCAAGGCUUAGUGAGUCGCAAAUGGCUGCGAUGGUGAAGAAAGUGAACGAUUUGCGGGAGGCUGGUGUUCGAAGAGCCGUGAUUGAUGCUGAGUUGCAGAAAAUCCGGGAGUUGGAGAAAUUUAUGUCUUCAGAGGUCAGGAAAGGAUGGAUGAAGAAGUUGCGCCGUCAGAGUGUUAGAGCCCCGUCAAUUCGAGACAAUCGACCAUUACCGCCGGCGAGUCCCGUAAAAUCUUCGAAAUCGUUCACCUCUCCGGGUUCUUCCCCGUAUGCCGACUGGGACAGGCAUUUCACUCUUCCUGCAUCCGAUUCAGAGUACGAUGACAGUGAUUACGAGUUCGAGCGAUCACCUAGUGAAGAUGUGUUCGAUGGAAAUUCAUCUGUGAAGAAAAGACACGGUAUGGAUGAAAAAUUUGAAGAGCGCACACGAAUCAAGAGCGAAAGGUCAAAUAGAGAUAAGAGCCGAAAAUCUCGGCCCCGUCUAUUGUACCCUCCGAGCGACGAACCGACAAAUUCAUCAAAAGAAAAAAAGUACUUCGGAUAUUCCAUCAACCGACAAAGUGGGCUACCUGCGAGUGCCAGUGGUGGUGGUGUAAUGUCUGAGCCGUUGCUCGACUUCGAACUUGACGUCACUGUUCUGAUCAGCAGUGGAAGCUGUGUGUUGCAUUCCAAGGAACAUGUUUUUGCCUCUGACGAUGCAAAGCACAGGCAUGGAAAAUUUAUUGCAUCUCGAAGAGAUACGGCUGGAGCGGAUGCAAAGCUUGGAAUAGCCUCUCCGUCCGGACGAAGAAAGCCCCGAGAUAACAGUAGUUCCGGCUUAGGCUCCCGACUGCGACCUGGAAACAUCGGAGGAUUAAGUUUGUCGACGCUGACUCCGGUAAAUGUUGGAAAUGCAAGUGCUGCAGCGUCCGGAACUGCAGCCCGGAACACGACAACGAUUUUGGUUCCAGGCCUCGAUGUGAAGGUACAUUAUGAGUCCAAAACGGAGUGGGAGGAAGGUACCCGCAAAGAAGAAGAUGGCGCUGGAAUUGGCCCGGCGAAUAAGUCCGCAUUUAUGAUGAAAGGCCCAAAAGCGCGCCAAGACUCGAAACAAACUUCGUCUCUGUCCUCGACUAGUACAUCCAAUGAUCGUCUGAAAGUUUCACACUCUUUAGACUCACAUGGUUCAAGCCAUUCAUUAAGUCGAGCGAAAAAUCGAUCUGCGAUAGUUCCGGGUGCUCAGUAUUCUCAAUCUAGCGGAGGUAAGAAGGGGAGAAUUUUCGCCGCUUUGAAUAUCCAUAGUGUCCCUGAGGAAAUCGUCCUUUCUCCGCACAUUCUUGACUUCUUGGAGCAGGCCCUGGAGCCAAUUCCAAUGCCAGCGACGAAUAUAGAAGAACCGUAUGCGGUCGGCCUUCUGCCUUCACCCAACCAUCAGGUCCCGAAUGUGAAAAUCAUUGCUGACGAUGAUGAAAUGCCCAACGAAGAUGAUGCGGAUGCCCCCGGAAACAGUGGAAUCUACUUCGUGGGCUCAAGCUUCCCAGUGGACACCACGGUUUCGUUCCAUAUGAAGCCUUCGGUCUUCAGAUUUAUCUGUGAACCAGUUUCCAAAGUAGAAUGCCUUUUAAAACUACCGUCACUGGAUUUGAUCGUUUCGAAAAAACCCGAAGACGACCUGCUUCACAAGGAAUUCGGCGAUUUCAUACCGGCGUCAAAUGCGAACAUCGGUGGAUACAGUGUCACUGGUUGCUUAGCGGAUUUUUCGCUUUACAUCUUUCAUCCAUACGGGAAAAAAAUCCAAGCCGAUUCUUCUAUGAAUUCUUCUCAAACUCCGUCGGUUGCUGCAUCCUCGCAGGAUCGGAAAGAUUCCUUGAGCCUACAGGUUGAAUUCGUGAAAUUCAAUUUGUCUCGAAGUCGAAAACUCAAUAAGCCGGGCGGUCUGGAGCACAUUCCUUCACGAGGGUCGUUCUCUCUUUCGCACUCCCCCGGAACUGAUGGAAAUCCGAAUUUUCGAUCACUUCCGGGCCAGCAGUUAUCGAGGGAACCACAGGCAGUUGUGCGUUGCUCGACUAUUGUGGAUAUCGGAAGUGCCACUUUCAAAUACGACAUGAAGAGGCUUGCAGAAAUUCUUGGCUUCCCGAAGGCGUGGUACAGGCGUAGCAUCGUCAGAAGGCUGUUUUUGGGUGACGUCAUGGUUAGACAAGGAUCAGGGUCCGGAAUUUCGUCCACAUCAUCUGUCGGAAAUGCGGAAGCGAGAUCUCCAAAAGAUUUCGACGUCUCCGAAGAUAGCCGAAAAAUUGGUUCGAAAGGCAGAGACGAAGGACUCGCUUUUGUUUUCCCCUCGGGUAGAAGAGGAACGGCAAAAGGAGUUUCACUGUUUCUACCGCUGAGUCCGGAAAAGGCUACCGCAGAUCAUACACGUCGUAGAGAAUCAGGCGAUGGAUCCGUCCAUAGGUCCGCGAACAGUUCGUCCACUGCCCCAACUUGGGAGACACUCGUUCUGUUUGCUGUCAACUUUCAGAAGCUCAGUGUUCAAAUGAACAUGAGCAACGUUAUGGGGAAUGUAUUAUGGCUGACGCAAGGUUUCCUAGCUGACGGAAGAUUGAGUAUUGGUAGUUCGGGACACAAAGAAAUUCACAUCGGCGUUGGUCUGGAAAAUUCGAAUUUGGACGCCAAAGGAGGCAUUGUGGGAGGAAACGUCGACCUGAGUUGCAUCAACACUUUCCUCAGAAUAAAAGCUGAUCCUGGAAUGUGCCCGAACCAUAUCAUUGGUGUGAAUCUCCUUGCCGUUGAAGCUACCGUAGAAAACGUUGGCUCAUCUGUGCUGAUGGGCCGAGUUUCUUCGUUGCAAGUCACGCUGCGUGACCAAUGGGCUGUCACACCCUCUCCGUAUUCAACAUUGACUACGAGUCAAGUUACGCCUCCUCCACUCAACCCGUCAAUGAAUGAAAGGCCGUCUUCGAUACAUCUGUGCGGAAUGCUGGAAUGGGACCAGUUUCAAUUGAUGAUCACGCAAUCUACGACUGCGGAGCUCCUCAAGAUGUAUUACAAGCUCCGAGAGUUUAUCUCGCAGCAGCUGCACUCCGGGCGAAUCGUCAUUUCUUCUUUGCAGCACGACUCCAAUAGACGCGAGCACAUGGCCAGCUCGUCCCCGCAUCCGUCAUCCUUCGGACGGAAAUUCUCGUCCACUCCUGGGAAGCAAAUGCCGAUGAAACGCGAAAGCGUUGCGAGAGCCCCUGGUGAUGUUUCAGAUAAUCGGGAGGAAGAUCCAUUGAACCAGCAUCGGCAUUGGCAGAAAGCGUUGACGUAUGUUCGUCGGGCAUUCGGAAUCCCAUCGUUGGAUGGAGGAGCUAACGUUGCUCAGCCCAUGGUGCUGGGCGGAUCGCUUCAAAUGCACGGAUCGACCAUUUCUUUAGCUUGCUUUCAUGGUUUGAAUUUCCGCUCGCAGUCUUGGGCUUUGUUUUCGCUGAAGCAGCCCUUCAUUGCGUUCAAUACCGAAGCGCAGGAUUUGAUUGAAAACCCAAGCACACAUGCGGGUGCGAUCGUGGAACACGGAACCGAACAAUGUGGGACGCACGUUGUUCAGCAGUUGACGUUCUCUUUGGGCGAACGUCGUGUCGUUUGGAAGUCUGGCAGUCAGACUGGAGAAAGUAUGGCGACAGUUUGCAGAAUUUCUAGAUCCAUGACUUUCCCGCCGAAAUGUCGAACGAUUCACGACUGGUUCCAUUAUGCAUUCGCUACCGGUCUCUUGGACAAUGUGGACCGGUUCCCCAAUCCGAGUGAGACUUCGGUACCUCCUGACUCUCACGAGGGAAAAAAGCGAAAAAGUGACACGUGUCGUUUGAGACAAGGAGUGAAUGUGAUGGAAAGUGCUGCGAAGCAGGAAGGCGCGUCUGUAAAGCCAUCCACGUCUACCGAUUACCAUCAGUCGUCUGAAAUUAUCUUUGCACUGCCCGGAAUGCAACUUGAUAUGACUACUGAGCACGUCCAGCGAUUACCAACACCGCAAGAUGGAGAAACAAAGCCGUUGGUCAAUUGCAAGUUCAUCACUGCUUUCGACGACCACAUAUUUGUUCCUGUGGAUGCGCAAGGAUUUUUCUUUCUGCAUGACCUGAUCCGGUCUUACGUGCAGGAAAGCGAUCAGACAACGACGGGAGCGGGGGACGAUAAAGCGCAGUCGACCGGAAGUGCACAGCGCUCAAGCGGUGCAAAUGUGGGAAGCGAGCAGCGCAGAGUGAAUCGCCAGCAAAGCAUUGAUCCUAUGGAAAUCUUACAAAAGGAUGCACGUGAAUUCAUUUGCAAGCACUGGCAAAUGGAGCCCACCGUUCGGUUCAUAUCGUGGGGUGGGAAGCAGAUCGAACCCUACGGCGUGGAUUACAUCUUGCAGAAGCUCGGAUUCCGGCACGCUCGCAUCACGAUCCCCAAGUGGCUGCAGCGGGGUUGCUUGGACCCACUCGACAAGCUUCUGUCUGUGUUCAUCCUCAACCUUUUGACGAUUCACGUUAAACCUGAGCCGUCAUUGCUGCCCUUGCUUUCUGCUGUUUUGGAACAGAAGGACGAAGGCGAUGAUUGAGAUGAACACCGGCUUAUCCAUCGAAUCGAUGGUCGGAAUUUUGGAAGCUAUCGGAAAUGGAAAACUGUGUGAGACGAAGCGCUCGUGUCAAAGAAAGGUUGAUAUGGACGAGAUAAUCUGUGAAAUUUUCUCAGUGUCGUCGAUUAUUGUGGCAUAGAAACAGCCAGUGGUUCGUAUUUUUGAAGUGAAACGUACGAUGCUCCUAAAUUCUUUUCCUUUUUAUUACGUAAUUUCCUCUCGCGACGAAAAAAGAAAAUUGCUCCUUGGCGCAAUAAUGCGAGAAAUUUAGAAUUGGUGUCCCCGAGAGCCACUUUUGCUCAUAAGAGUAUAUUGUUCGCCGAGUUUGACGUCACCUACAUUCUUGCCAGUAAUUUUAACGGUGUUUUCUAUGACGAUGAUGAUUUUUUUUUUGCGUGGUGAUGUUCUGGGAUAUGCUUUGGAUUUAUUUAUUUAUUUAUUUAGAUCAAGUUUAGUGCAGAGAUGGAGCCAAGUUUGAUUAGCGGAGAAAAGUUUUCUUCGCGGGAUUGAGUGGGAGAUAAUUUUUUCGAGUGAGAUGAGGAACGAGAGGUUGAGAGCGCUGUACCAGUCGUGAUGAAACUAGUCGUCGGGGUGAUUUCAACCAUUGUCAAAUUUCAAUGCGGAGGACUACUUCAAUUGGUGAGAGGAAAGCGACUAGGGUUUCUUCUUUCACUUUGUUUUUUGUCUUUGGGAAGAAGAACGGAAAGCAUUGUUGAUUUGAUCUUGUGUUUGGACGCUUUCUGGGUCGUCUUUGAGCAGUUUUACUUAUUGUCGAAAAUUUUGCCGUCAGUCGAAUAUAUUGAGAAUUUAAAUAA